AUGUCCACCGACGCUAUCAUCGCUGCGAAAGCGGACAACGCCGCAAUGCCACGCAUUGAGGACGGGCUCCGAGUCACCGGGAGCAAGCCAGCGGCCAUGCAAAUCGACGCGGCUGCAACGCCGACGCGUCCAGGCAGGGAAGCCUGGUUAGUCCUCGCCGGAAGCUGGCUUCUGCUCUUCACAAUGUUUGGCUACACAAAUGCAUUCGGUGUCUACCAGGACCUGCUUACGACGGCCAAGACAUCGACUCCAUCCAACAUCAGCUGGAUCGGGCUGCUCGACAAGGGCUACUUCAGACACACCAUGGUCUUUGGCUCCGUCCUCUAUGUGUUCUCGCUCUUCAUGGUCUCCCUCGCCCAUGUCACCAGCUACUACCAAGUGUAUUUGUCCUUGGGCAUUGGCAUGGGCCUUGGCUCAGGACUGUUAUACGUCCCUGCCGUCGCAAUUCAAGCUCACUACUGGAAAGAGCGCCGUGCACUUGCCAUGGGAGUAGUCAUCACCGGUUCUUCUUUCGGCGGGAUCAUCUACCCGAUCCUUUUGAACCAAUUGUUGUUCGAUAGACAAAUCGGGUUUGGACCAAGCGUCCGCGCGACCGCUUACCUCACAUUGGGCCUGCUGGUCGUCGCCAACUGCCUCAUGCUGCUCGGUCUCUCCACAGGCACCGCCAAGGGAAAUACACCACCGCCUCGCCCCUUCUCGAUGAGGGCCGUACUGACGGAUGUAGCGUACAUGGUCUCUGUCGCUGGAUUUUUCAUGGUAUUUUGGGGUCUCUUCUUCCCGUAUUUCUACUUGCAACUAUUCGCGGUCUCGCAUGGAUUGAACGCGACGUUUGGGUUCUACACCCUCGCCAUCCUGAACGCAGGCUCCGUGUUCGGGCGCACGAUGCCCAACAUGCUCGCGGACCACCUCGGCCCCCUCAACAUGCUCACCGCGGUGUCCUUCGGCGCGGGCAUCCUCAUCCUGGCGCUCUUUGGGAUCUCCAGCGUCGCCAGCGUCGCCGUGUUCGCCGUGCUCUAUGGCUUCUUCUCGGGUGCAGUGCUCUCCUUGGUGUCGCCGGCGCUAGCCUCCUUGUCGCCCCACCCGAGUCAGAUCGGCGCCCGGCUUGGCAUCGCGUUCUUCCUCGGGUCCGUCUGCAACCUCACCGGCACGCCCAUCGACGGUGCCCUCCUGACCGCUGGGCCGUACCACUGGUACCGCCCGAUCAUCUUUAGCGCCACCACGAUUCUCGUUGGCGCGUUCGUGAUCGGCGUCGGGAGGACCCUGAAUGCGAGGCGGCGCGGCACGCCCUGGGUGUAG
This is a messenger RNA of Rhodofomes roseus, 1296 nucleotides long. Its product is annotated as MFS general substrate transporter. Gene Ontology annotation, biological process: transmembrane transport. The coding region runs from base 1 to 1296 and encodes 431 amino acids. The transcript is spliced from 11 exons. Gene Ontology annotation, molecular function: transmembrane transporter activity. The record is from RefSeq and is a predicted model, not a curated record. NCBI's taxonomy places the organism in Eukaryota, Fungi, Basidiomycota, Agaricomycetes, Polyporales, Fomitopsidaceae. Gene Ontology annotation, cellular component: fungal-type vacuole membrane.